Molecule: messenger RNA, 1887 nt
Organism: Papilio machaon (common yellow swallowtail)
Lineage: Eukaryota; Metazoa; Arthropoda; Insecta; Lepidoptera; Papilionidae
Product: zinc finger protein 260
Exons: 7
Coding region: 131-1744 (537 amino acids)
Biological process (GO): regulation of transcription by RNA polymerase II
Cellular component (GO): nucleus
Molecular function (GO): DNA-binding transcription factor activity, RNA polymerase II-specific; zinc ion binding; RNA polymerase II transcription regulatory region sequence-specific DNA binding
Source: RefSeq, a predicted model, not a curated record
AACUUUGACGUCUUGAAAUUCUUUUGAAUCCAGCCAAAACGAACGCCAAAGUGAUCGCUUCCUUAAAAUUGCUUUACGAACGCAUCAAUAAUAAAAACGGAGCAGAAAACGGUAUUUCGCAUUAAGAAAAAUGGCAAAAUUGGUCAAUAUCAAAGAAAUUGUGAAGCAUAUAGUAAAUGGUACACUAAACGAGAGCUUGUGUCGUAUAUGUCUUUUACCUUUGAACGUCCUAAAUGAGGAUAUGUUUACUAAGAUUUGCAAGAAUGAUAAAGAAUACUGCAUUGCAGACGUACUGGAAAAAAUAUGUGAUAUAAAGAUUUUCCCAGAGGAUAAAUACAAAAUUUGUUUAGAUUGUUUCAAAGCUGCAUCAUCUGCUUAUAAAUUUUAUUUAUUAAAUAAACGAAGCGAAGAGAUUCUUGAUUUUUAUAUUAAUUUAUUAGAGCAGCAAAUAAACCUUAUUGAAAUAUCUGAAAAUGUAGAAUCAGACUCCCUCUGUAUAAAGAUACCUUUACUUAAUCCAGAAACAGACAUAUUUGAUUACAAUUUAAAUGGUGUUUUAAAUGACAAUACUAUAGAUUAUAAUGAAGGUAAACAUACAAUAGAGGAGAGUAAUAAUAAUAGUCUAGAACACAGUCAAAAUAUAUCUGAAAAUGAAGAUGAUACAGAUAUAGUAAUAAUAGCAGAUGAAAAUGGUGAUCGGACAUUUUUCAAAGAACAAAAUGGUUCUCUAGUUCCUAUAAAUGAUAUAGGAAAGAAACAGCUAAAUGAUGCACUGAAGAUUGUGUUUCCGGAAGUUGACAAAGUAAGAAGGAAGAGACGUCGUAAUCCAAUGAGCUAUAUGAAUUGUAGUCAAUGUCCUGUCAGAUAUAAAUUUGUUAGUAAAUUAAAGGAACAUAUGAAAUCGGAACAUGAUAUUGAUUUGUUUGUGUGUUCUAUAUGUAAACAAGUAAUUGAAGAUGAAGACGAAUUUAAAAAGCAUCUAGAAUCACAUACAGAUGUUCAUAAAUGUACAGAAUGUAAUAUGGUGUUUAAGACAAAAGAAAGAAUAAUUGCACAUCAAAAAUGGCACGAUAAAAUUGAAGAUAUGAAGGGUACGGAGGAAGCACAUGUUUGUGAAGUCUGUGGCUUAGUGUUAUUGGACGAAGAACAGUUAAUGGAACAUAAUGAGAAAAAACAUAUGAAGAAAUAUACAUGUUAUUAUUGUGGACGUAUGUAUAAAGGAGAGAACAGUUUUGAAUUCCAUAUAAAGAAACAUGAAAUGCAUAUGAUGGGCGAUGCAAAGAAACGGACAAACUCAACAAUUAUUAAAGAAGAUAAGAAUGUAAGGAAAAAGAAGUUCUCGUGUGCGACAUGUCAACGUGACUUUGUUGAUGAGCGUUCAUUAAUGUGGCAUCAACGACUUCAUACCAAUGAGAGACCAUAUGUGUGUGAUGUGUGUGGGCGAGGCUUCGUGUCACUGAACCGUCGCAACCAGCACGCGGUGUGCGCGCACACAGCGCCCGCGCGCCGCUGCCCGCUCUGCCCCGCGCUCUUCCAUCUACGCUCUAUGGUCAACACACACGUAAAGAAGGUACAUUUGAAAGAGCACAAGCGACGCAACCGCAGCAGUAAACAUCAGAAUGUAUUCUGGAGAACGCAGCCUGUUCCCAUACAGGAACUUAGCGUGUCCAUACAGAAUGAGAUAUUGGAGUUGCAAGCGCAGCAAGCUAAAGUUAAAUCUGAAAAUAAUAUCAAAAUUAUAUAGCUAAAGUGAACCUAUAGAGAUAUGUGAAAAGUUAAAAAUUAUGUUUAAUGGAUAGUUUACUUAUAGUUUGCACAUGACUUGAUUGUUCUGUACAAAAUAAUUAUGUAAUAAUGUAUUUACCAACCCGCACUUGGCCAGCGUGG